Messenger RNA from Conger conger (European conger), 7932 nucleotides. Its product is annotated as KIAA0232 ortholog. Bases 478 to 4443 code for a protein of 1321 amino acids. NCBI's taxonomy places the organism in Eukaryota, Metazoa, Chordata, Actinopteri, Anguilliformes, Congridae. The record is from RefSeq and is a predicted model, not a curated record. The transcript has 8 exons.
GGCGUAUAUACCAUGGAAUAGGGAGAAGUGGUAUCGUGCGUAGCCGGUUGGCGUACAUUGUACGUGACGCUUACUGCGGCGGAUUCCGGAGCUCGAGCUCGGAACGGCAGCGGGAGAGAAGUAACCGCUCCUCCUGCUCUUUCUCCUAUUUUACUACGUUGAGUAACGGCAGGUUGUGCCGGUGGGGUGAGUCGUGGUUAAACAUGAACCUCCUUGAUUGAGGCACAAACACAGUUUAGUGUUUUGCCUUACAGCCUGCAGUUGUCCUCAGCCGAGCCAUGCCUGAAGAGUAAAGUUCAUCCCCGCUUACAGCAAUAAGUAAUAAACGAAACGCAACGCUUCUCCAUGAUUCUCCAUGUAGUCCGCCCUCUGCGCAUCCUGCUGGUGUGAGGCCACAUCCAGAUAGGCUUGCCCUGUCACGUCGACUCAUCCACAAACAUGCCAGUCCACUUUAGCAUGCCCAACACCUAGAGUCCCAUGCGUCCAGUCAGCGCGGAGUCGGACGGUCCUGCUCCCGAAAGCUUCUUGAACCCCCUCCUCCCAGGCCCCCUUCCCGCCUCUGAGAUGUCUCUCCUCCACUCGCUGGGCCCCGUGCAGAGCUGGCUUGGGCAGGAGCUGGAGAAGUGUGGGAUCGACGCCAUGAUCUACACCCGCUACGUGCUCAGUCUGCUCCUGCACGACAGCUACGACUACGACCUGCAGGACCAGGAAAAUGACAUCUUCUUGGGUUGGGAGAAGGGUGCUGGUAAGAAAUGGGGAAAGAGCAAGAAGAAAGUAGGGACAGAUCUCAGCGUGGAGGAAAUGAAGAAACAAGCUGCCGUGCAAUGCCUGCGUUCAGCAUCUGAUGAAAACUCUGGAAUUGAAAGUUUGGUUGAGGAGCUUUGCUCCAAACUCAAAGAUAUCCAGAACAAACAGAAAGAAGAAAAGCAAGCUAAUAAGAAAUCUGAUGACUCUCAGUCUCCAGAUCUUGCUGAAUCCCCAUCUUCGAAAGACCAGGUGGAAAUGUACUACGAAGCCUUUCCACCUUUGUCUGAGAAACCUGUUUGUCUCCAAGAGAUAAUGACGGUGUGGAACAAGGCCAAAGCAUGCGCGUACUCCAGCUCAUCAUCCUCAGCAGCCCCACAGACGAGCACGGACACCUCAUCCCCGAAGGACUGCAACAGCGAGGGCGAGGCCGCCAAGGACAAGAUGGCCGAGGCGUGCGGCACCGUCGGCGAGAAGACCCAGCAGCGACGCAGCAAAAAGGAAAAAGAAAACCGAUUCUACAACAGCGCAGCGGAGGAGAGGCCGGUCCCCGGCAAGAGGCAGGCGAGGCACAGGUCUGAGGGGAAGUUCCGCCCACGGUCCUGGUCGUCUGGUUCCAGCGAAGGGGGUUCCAGCUCCAGUGGAAACCAGGGCGAGCCGAAGACGUCCGCCAAGCCGGCCAGGAUCAGGCACAAGUCGAGGGAGGCCGGCAGAAGCAAACGGGGACGCAGCGGGCAGGUGAAGCUGGCUCUGAAGGCCAUCGACAAAGAGGAACGGAGAAACCCGGGUGGAAGCAGCAGCAGUACCGGUGGCCCCGCAAAACAGACGCAGCUCUACAAAAAGGGGAAGAGGCCAUUGAAAGAAAUCAGAAAAGAUCCCAGCUGUGGAGAAGCAAGAGAGCCAGGCUACGAAGUGAGAACCCGAAAGGAAUACAUGGAAGAGCCUCUGUGGUACACGGAGCCCAUCACAGAAUAUUUCGUACCGUUGAGCAGAAGGAGCAAACUCGAGACGAAGUACCGCAAGAGGCUAGAUUCUCCCGACGGCUCGUCCGCGUCAGCCGAUGUGGAAAAGCUGUCCGAAAGAAUGCAAGGAAUUUGCAUCGCCAACUCGGAUUUCCAGAGAGCAUACCUCGCGGCCGGGACUUUCGUCGAUGGGCACUUUGUGGAAAUGCCUGGAGAAGUCGACGAGGCGGCUGAACUAAACGGGACCUCACGCUGCCCUCCGCCAGAGGAUGGUAGAGAUUUAGAUGAUGAGCAUCUGUCCGAAUUCACUCACUUCUAUGAAGUUGAUAUUUAUCAAUCCAUAUUGGAUCCCAGUGCCUCAGCCUCGGUACAAGAGAGUCGGAUCUUGAGCAUGAUCCGACAAAAGAGCAAAGAGCGAAGAGACUUUGAGGCAGAAUGUUGUUUAGUGUUAGAUGGCCUUGAGCUGCAAGGGGAAAGUGCAAUAAGGGCGGAUUCACAAAGAUCCUUCGGAGCUGAUGGAUUCCUCAUGCAAGAUCUGGAAAACAUAGCUCAAGUUUGGGAAUGUUAUUCAUCUUCUAGUUCGGAAGAUAUAGAUGGAGAAAGCUUUGCUGGGGACUCCCCCGUUCAGCUCUCCCCUGCAUUGGACAACACCGUAUUCAAUGCUAGCAGGUUGCCCAUAAAUCCAGAGGAGUGUCUCUCUGAAGCCAAUGAAGCCGCAGGUUUGAAUUCUUCUUGCUUCUCACUUUUCGAGGUGCAGUACGAUAGCCCCACUCUUCCUUUUCCCAGCGACUCACUCACCGUCGGUCAUGACAACACUGAUUCAAGUAGCUGUGUAGAUCCACUUGGAAACAAACAGUCUCGUUUGCUAAUAUGGACCAAAAAUAGUGCCUUUGAUGAAACUGAACACUGUUCUAACCUUUCAACGCGAACAUGUAGUCCAUGGUCACAUUCGGAAGAAACGCGUUCAGAUAACGAGCAAAUUACUGUGCAGCCAGAAGAGUCUGCUCAAUUCUGCAAAGAUGAGAUUACUUGUAUUAUCCCACCCAUCUCCACUAGAUACUUGGAGGAUGAACUCCUCGACUUUUUACAAGAGGACAACGGUCGUCAGCACGACGACAGGAGUGUAGGCACAGCAUCCGGUCAAACUUUCAAAAAGAAAUCAAAAUUGGAGUCAAUUUGUGGAAUACCGUUAGAACAAGAGGAGGAGAGCAAACCAUACAGCACUGGCAUCUUCACAGACAACACAAGCCAACAGAGUGACAACUACAGCUCAGGGAUAAUUAAGGACAUUUGGACAGCUAUCGGAGACAGAGAUUCUGUACUAACACUAGGAGAGAGGCCAGACGAGGGGAUGUUCCCAGAUGAUACGAGUAACUAUCCCUGCUGUUGCUUGGACGCGGAGGCAAAAGCGGGACCCGUUCAGGGGCCUCAAAAAAAGGCGAUACAGAGAUUGGAGUACCACCUCUGGGAGGGCCAGAAGGAGGAGCACGGCCUGGCCAAAAAGGAGCUCGGCAAGGUGGAUGGUGGGGAUUACAUGACGCCGUCCAAGCCUUGGGACAUGAACCCAGAGAAGGAUAAUACCUUCAUCCUGGGCGGGGUGUACGGAGAGCUGAAGACGUUCAGCAGUGAUGGGGACAGUGACUGGGCUGUGGUGCCCCCUGGCGACGGGCGAGGCAGUCUGCUUCAGUGUGCCGCGGCCUCUGACGUGGUCACCAUCGCCGGCGCCGAUGUGUUUAUGAACACGGGCAGCUGCUUCGCUCCCGGUCACAAGCCUCUGUGGCGGCCCCUGGUUUCCUUCGGGCAGUGCGACCAAGCCAUGAAAGGAGGCGGCGAGGGAUUGAAUAAGGGAUUUUCUUUCAUCUUCCAUGAAGAUUUACUAGGAACAUGCGGUGGCUUCCACAGCGAGGAACCGGGGCUUGAUUAUCCAUUUUCGUCAUUUGACCUGAACAAUCCGUUCUCUCAAGUGCUUCACGUGGAGUGCUCUUUCGAGCCUGAGGACAUAGCCUCGUUCAGCCCGGGGUUCAAGCCGAAAUCAAUUUUGUGUUCAGAUUCAGAGAGCGAAACUUUCCACCCGAGGAUAUAUGGUAUCAACAGGACUCAGUACAGGGCCAUCCGCAUUUCGCCCAGGACUCAUUUUCGACCGAUCUCCGCCUCGGAGCUCUCCCCUGGCGGAGGAAGUGAGUCGGACGUGGAGUCUGAGAAAGAGGAGAUGAGUCUUCCCGUCCUCGCCCAGGCAGAUGUGUUUGAUGACCCUCAGGCCGAUCUCAAACCGCUGGAGGAAGACGCGGAGUGCGAGGGCCCCUAUUACGGGAAGUCCGAACUGGAGUCUGGGAAAUUUUUGCCCAGAUUAAAGAAGUCGGGUAUGGAAAAGAGUGCCCAGACUUCCUUGGAUUCGCAAGAGGGCUCCAGUGCCCUCUUGCCAAUAGCUGAGCAAGAGGUUUGCUUUGACUGCGAGAUGGAAGCUUCGAUGGUGAGCGGAGAAAUGGAAGAUUCCGCUAGAAAGAUCGGAAAGGUCGAAACUUGCAGAGAAAAAGAGGCAAGCAAAUGUUCAGCAGUUGGUCAUAAUCCCAAAAAUGGGAAAACGUGUGACUUUACUGGAGAUAUGCAGGAGUUUCCUGUGCUCAAUUUAAGUGCACAGGGCACCACUGUCAGCCAGCAGGACGAGUGCUGGUGGCAGAACACUCUCUGUUCACCUUUAUUCCCAGGAUCUCAGUGUACAGGGAGCAGCAACAUGUGAGUUCCCCAGGUCUGGGGAGGGGGAGCAUUGGGCCACAACAUCAGCCUCCUGGAGUUUGCUUUUCUCUUGGGACGGCUCCGGUUCUGACCCGAGUUUCAUAGCCAGGAGACCUGUGGGCCAACUGCACCAAGGACCUCCUCUCCAAAAACCCCAUCUCUAACCCUGCUGAUUUUCACUCACUAACUUGAAAGUAGUGUUAUCAACAACAACAAAAAAAGAAAAAAUUUGAAAAACAAACAAAAAAAAAAAAUCCUUUUAAUGUCUUCAGUUGAUGCUAUAUUUGAAGGCAGAGUUUUAGUUUUGUUUUAGUUAAUUUCUUCUGAAAUUAAUCUUAAUACAAAAAAAAAAAAAAAAAGUCACAGUUAGGCGUUAGGGACAAUCUUACUUUCUCCUCAUCAGUUUUCCCAGUCUUCUUGCUUUUGAACUUAGGAUACUGUUCGUUUUAGUGUCCGAAUGGUUGUGCAUGCGCCCGUCUUACUAGCCUCACUGCUUCAUUUUCAGUGUAACUGCUACCAUUUCCAAGACCUAACUGUGAUAUUGUUUAAAAACACCAUCUGAAAACUACGAUUUUCAUCUUUCUUCACGCCUGCCAUACUGAAAAUCCUUUGUGUGCAGUUUUGAGAUUUGACAUCCAUUCCCUCAGUCGAACAGCACACUUUCUGAAUGCAGGAAUGAAGAAAGUAGGUUGACAGGUUUUCACUGUGGAAAAAAUGGCUCUAUCAUGAAACCACAGGAAUGUAAGGGUUAUUCUUAAUAUAAAAAAUAAGAUUUUCACUGAUGAUAGAUUCCUUUUUUCUUCAGUAAUUGUCAUAAUAGAAUGGGUUAUGAAGAAAAAAUCUAAAUCUUAAUAAAAAAAAAAAUUAAAAAAAAGGAAAAAGAUUUGCAGAGCCAUUUUUCUUUCCCAGGGGAAAUUUAAGGUUCUAAACACAAAAGUACAAACGAAGCAAUUGAAUGCUAAAACGUAAUGGAUUGAGUUUUAUUCGGAAUAAUGACCCUUUCCAGUUUGACUCCAUUUACACCAGGAGACAUGUUUUAUGUAUUUUGAAAGACAUGUUUUGUAACCUCCACAGUACAGAAAGAUUGGUGCUAUAAAUACUUAAAAUUCUGUAGCAGUUACAGUUUGAUAUUGUGGAUGUGAUUUUUGUAGAUCCUGUAGUUUUGUUCGUCUCCAUGGCAGAGUGUAAGGAUCAGUUUAUAUAUCAUAUAUAAAAAAAAAGAAGAAAAAUAUCAUUGUGUGACUGCUGUAAUGGUUCUCGCUUUAUGUGGCUUGGUUUUCAUUUAAGAUCCUUUUAAAAUAGCAAGUCUACACUUAAACAAGAAGAUAUUUUUAUUUUUCAAGAAAUUGCAAGAAAUUCUGAAAGUCUAGCAAGAACUGUUAUGCAAAGAAAAUCACCUAGAGACUAUUUCAUGUUUAAUGACUUCACACGUUGUAAAUGCAUCCGCUUCUGACGGAAAGGUCCGCAAGUAAGCUGAAAAAUCAAAAGGCAAUAACUUUUUUUUUUUUUUUUUUUUUUUUUUUUUUUAUAUAUAAAGUACAUUUCUGACACUACCAAAUUGCUAAAUAUAUUCUGAGACAAGUGUUGUAGUUAAAAUGUAACAAAAGGGUAAUUUCACCAAGGUACAGAAAAUAUUUAUUUUGGUUUCUCUUUGAGGUGUGUUUUGGGAACUUUUUUCUUGGUAUACAGCAUCUUUGAUGCUUGUGCUUAUGUGUGUGUGAGCGUGUCUGCAUUCGGACUGGACUGGACACUGGUCCAGCUUCAGCCGUAUGUAUAACAGUGACCAUGAGCCCAUGAUCAACUUAAAUGUUUUCACCCAGACGAGCAUAAAUGCCAUUUUUUACAUAACCUUAACCCUUGUCCCCACUCACCCACAAACUGAUGGAUACACUACUACUACUACUACUACCAUAGCAGACGGAUGGGUCAUGAUGGGAGUGAUAUUUUGGUGACCUGUGCCUGAGGAACAUUGUUAAUUAAUCCUCUUAAAUGGACAAUACUCCGUCUGUUCUGUGAUUUUUAGGAUUCCAUAAUUUUCUUUGUAUUCUACUUUUUUAUCGUCUCUUCCUGAUGCGUUUCCUUGAACAUCUCAGCAACCAAGUGUUUCCUUUUAAAGCCAAAACAACUGCCUAGUUUAAAAUUCUUUUUUUUAUUAUUAUUUUUUGACUUGGUGGACAGUGUGUUAAAAUGCUUUAAGGCACAGGCAAUUAAUAUAUCACCUACCAAGAUGUUGUGUUAACAUCUACAGACCCAAUGUAUGUACACAAACAUUUUUCAGCGUCUGCACUCAAUCUAAUGCACUGUCACAGGCUAAAGGGUGCACUCCUUCAUCUGGCACGUUAAUGUUAUCCAACUCAUUUUGUCUCAAGUAAUUAAUUAGAUUGUACAUACACUCAGAAGGUGAUGGUACUCUUGUCUUCCACUCCUUUGGCGAUUGUUUAGUGGUGGAAAUUUGGUGUGAUCUCCACUGUGAAGCUACAGGGAUAAAUAGAAUCUGAAAUUAUAUAUAUAUAUAUAUACAUAUAUAUAUAUAUAUGAAGGGGAAGUAAUGCUUCAGUCUGUGACUGGUCAUUAUUUAUUAAAAGCGUAACACUUAGAGGAAUAUUUUGCAUUUUAGUUUUAUUGACAGAUUUCCUUUCGAAGUUGCAGGCGUUUCUGCUAAGCUUCCUAAAGCUAAUGUACAGCACUUAAAUUUAGAAUUACCUUUGGAACACACCAAGCCUUGACAUUGAAAGGCGUUCAGAAAGGGGCGUUCAAAUAGUUUUCAGUGGGUCCUGAGCCAUAUGCAAUAUUGCAGAGCAUGCAACAGUAAAGCAUUCAAAAGGAUCUAUUGCAAAAAAAUCCACUCAGUUCAUUUUGCAUGAAACUUAUUUUUAGUGCAGGGGGGGGAAAAAAACACUUAUGGAGUGUUUCAAAUAGAAGCUGCAUGCGAACAUCACACUCCAGCACCUUUUUGAGUUCAGUGAAUACAAAGGUAAAAAAAACAAAGGAUAGAGCAGUGAUUAUUUUAUUUCAUUUCAUUUUAUUUUGUGGGUGUGUGUGUUUUGUGUGUGUGUGUGUGUGUGUGUUCUGUGUGUGUGAGAGAGAGAGAGAGAAAGAGACCAAGUCACAGAGCACUUAAAUUGGAGUUUGAAGGAAUGUGCAUUGAUUUUCUCCCCCUCCCCUCCCCUUCCUACCCCCCCCCCCCUUUCAUGGUUAGGGUUUUGUGUAAAUGGACAAACAGUGGAGGGGGGUGUGCAUUAGAAACCAUAUUGCAUAGGCUGGCGGUUGAGUUGUUGAGAGGCUAGCUGUUGAGUUGUGAUUGCACUGUAGUCUAAAUAACAUUGCAUAUCCAGCACUGAGACCCUAAUUUCUCAUUUCUCCAUUUCUCAACAUUUUCCCAUCCUACCCACCUGUUUCAAGUGGUUGUAUUGUUCCAAUUUCAUGUACUCCCAGAGUAAAUUAUUUUGUUUCAUUGUGGAGUUUCUUAAUGACUAAUAAAGGAAUAAACCAG